AUGAGACUCACGUACCCAUUCGUUCAGCUUCUGGCGCUGUACAAGUUGACUUUAGCCUCACCAUGCAAGCCUUCUUCUCAUACCUCCCAUUCAAUUACAUCUCUCAGUACCUCCGUCACUAGCGAGGCUGGGACGACCAGUAUAGACAUAUUGCCGACAACCUCAAUAACAACGGAUUCUGCCAUAUUUACGACCUCUUCUUCUAGUGUCCUUUCCGUGGACACCGAGUCUGUCACAUCGACAGCCGCCCAUUCAUCGCCUGUGGUUGAAGAGACAGAAUCAUCGACCGUAGCCUCUUCUGAAACAACAACUAUUGCCCAAAGCACUACGAUAACUGAACCUUUGGUCUCUACAAGCUCAGCUGUAAUUUCGACUGAGACAUCGACUGACGAAAUAUCUACCACUACAACAUCUGUUGAGCAACAACCCACCAACUUAAUUCGCAACCCCGGCUUUGAAGACCUUACCUUCGCUCCCUGGGAGACAAAGAAAAUAGGAGAACGAGGGUGGCUAUCCGUCCGUAGCGACACAUCUCGCCCAGGAUCACUACAGUGCGGCGUUUUCGAUUCUUCAAUUUCGCCUUCAGGAGGACUCAGGCGCAGACUUAUCCAACCGUAUAGUUGGUAUGUCAAGCAAGAUAUUGACCCUUCCAAAAUUAUCGCCGGAAAAGAGUAUCGCUUUUCAAUUUUUCUAAAGACCACAGCGUCUAGUAGUUGUGGUGUCCCGCGCUUAGGAUGCAGUGCCGGAUCAACCCCAGCUGGAUCGGCGGAGUUCGGGGGGCCUUUGAGUACAUGGGCUUUGGGAGUAACUAGCUGCACUUGGAGUGAAGCUCAGCUCGAUGCUGGAGCCUCCGUUUCUGUGGCGAUUGUCUGCGCCUCUGUCACUUUCUAUCUUGAUAAUGCUGUUUUGAUAGAAAGAGAGGCAUCGCAGUAUUGA
Messenger RNA from Fusarium fujikuroi IMI 58289, 936 nucleotides. RefSeq lists its product as uncharacterized. Lineage: Eukaryota; Fungi; Ascomycota; Sordariomycetes; Hypocreales; Nectriaceae. Bases 1 to 936 code for a protein of 311 amino acids. The transcript has a single exon. The record is from RefSeq and is a predicted model, not a curated record.